Molecule: messenger RNA, 1719 nt
Organism: Colletotrichum karsti
Lineage: Eukaryota; Fungi; Ascomycota; Sordariomycetes; Glomerellales; Glomerellaceae
Exons: 2
Coding region: 1-1719 (572 amino acids)
Source: RefSeq, a predicted model, not a curated record
AUGACUAAAUCACACCGCGGGUCUUCACUCCCUCAGGCCCGCUCAUACCAUCACAAUCAUUACCAUCUACACAACAGACGCGACGCCUCCCCCGAGAAUGCUCCUCACCAACACCACCGCCGCCAGACUGACGAACCCGACCCCAGCCCCACUCCCGAGCCCGCAUCCAGCACGGUGGCUUCUCGCAGAGUCGUCGUCCAGACCGUCUCGCUCAUUCAAGUAGUUGAUGAGUCCGGUACACCUAUCGAAGUCCAGACUCGUUACGCUCCUCUUUCCACGGCCGACUCAUCGUCGUCGACGUCGAGUCCCAGCCCAAGUCCCAGCACAUCCACCAGUGCCUCCCUUGGCCUGUCAAUCGCCGCAGUGUCUUCAGAGUCGUCGACCACCGCUGCCACCACCACGACUACGACUAGCGACAUCACGUCCGAAUCUUCGAGCUCCACGUCAAAUGACUCUUCGCAGUCGAUACCUUCGGCGACGACACCCUCGACAACUCCCUCAUCAACACCUUCACCGUCAUCUGCGAGCUCCGGCUCUGCCUCCGGCUCCUCUGCUAGUCAAGAUAUUCCCUUGACGUCCGAUCCUUUAACCUCGCCUCCGGCAUCGUCUGCAUUGCCUUCGCUAUACCCUUCGUUGAGCGCUGCUCCAAACUCAACAAUUCGUGAGCCUCCCUUUGCUGCGUUUUUGAUGCGAACAGAACGACUGACCGGCGUCUUUAGCAUUCCUUACCUCAACAAACUCAUCUUCAACAUCAGUCCUUACCGAAACCACUUCAACGAGCCUGUUUUCGUCCGGUUCAAUAAGCGUAACGUCUUCAGUGCUUUCGUCACUCUCGUCACUUUCUUCAAUCUCCGCACCAACUCUUUUGCCACGAGCACAUCGACAGGUUUCCCCGAGACGACAGCAGGAGGAGAUGGAAGCGACGGUGGUGUCGGCGGCGUUGGAGGCGGCGGCUCAGCAUCUCCCACAUCAACAUCUACUUCGAACAACACUAGCAGCGACGACUCGGCCCCAUCAACCGGAACCGUUGUGGGCAGCGUCGUGGGGAGCAUAGCGGGCGUGGCAUUUCUCGUAUUACUCGCCUUUCUGGCCUUGCGGUGGAAGAAGGGCUCCGGAGGGAGACUUCGGCUCAGCGAGGCUAGCGGAUUGGGCAACCGGGGCAUUCUCAACGGCUCGGGCGCCCCCGACGGCGGCAGCAACAGACCCGGAAUGGCCCAGCGAGCCUUGACUUUUGGCCCAGCGGUGAUGGCCGGCGCAGCAGCCGCGGCCAAACCUUCGUCGAGAAGAGCAAGUGAACCUUCCGAAACCGGCGAGAGAGGCUUCGUCAGGGUCGCCGGUAGGAAACUGCCGUCGGUCCUCCAGGCUGGAGGCGACGGCUAUACCGACCCUCGGGAAGCCGCCGGAGGCGCAACCGCAAACGACGACGAAUCGGUCUACUACCGCGACUCCCAGGUAUUCUUCGACAGCGGCGCGGGACAAACGCGACUCGCGCUCGGCUCACCAAUGCGGCCGGUUAGCGGUGUGGUCACAAUGCAGCCCGGUCCGGCCCGGACACCGGUGACGGAGUCGGCUCCGUUCCCGCCGCCGCCACCGCCGCCUGACUCGAAUCUCUCGCCGUUACAGCCUCCGCCGCGGGACCCCAUUGGCCGGACUUUGAACUCACAAGACGGCUCGCGGGGGUCCCGGGGCUCUGUUUCCAGGUUCCAAGAGGACAUGUGA